Phlebotomus papatasi is the source of this 354-nucleotide messenger RNA. RefSeq names its product transmembrane protein 230-like. NCBI's taxonomy places the organism in Eukaryota, Metazoa, Arthropoda, Insecta, Diptera, Psychodidae. Gene Ontology annotation, cellular component: endomembrane system. Bases 1 to 354 code for a protein of 117 amino acids. The transcript is spliced from 2 exons. The record is from RefSeq and is a predicted model, not a curated record.
AUGUCUCGCCGGCGAAUUGGCUAUGAAUAUAGGAGGAUACCACAGGAAGAAGUCUUCUCGCGGGAUUCAGUUGAUGGAUUUACGCCAGAGCAAUUCCUUAAGCCACCGCAGAAGAUCCCAUGGAAGGCCAUAAUUUUUUCAACAUUCCUCUGCAUCACAGGAGCGAUUUCACUGGUUUUUGGCAUCCUCAUUGCCAUUGGACAUAUUCACGAGAAAUACCUCGACCGGCAGCUGCCGCUAUUCAUUCUGGGAUCGAUAAUGUUCAUCCCUGGCUGUUACCAUGUGACUGUGGCAUAUAGGGCCUUUAUGAGACAUCCUGGGUACUCGUUCGAGGACAUACCUGAUUUUGAUUGA